Messenger RNA from Linnemannia hyalina, 825 nucleotides. The record is from the annotation of a GenBank genome assembly. Lineage: Eukaryota; Fungi; Mortierellomycota; Mortierellomycetes; Mortierellales; Mortierellaceae.
AUGCACUUCCCAACGAUGCCAAAGGCAAAGCCCAACAAACCGACGAUCAGAAGCAAGUGCUGGAAGUUACUCCUCGAGGUCCAUCAUGUCUCGGCACAAGAGUACAUUUCCUUGGUCAAACAGGGCAAGCCGCAAGAGUAUAACAAGAUCCGAGACGACACCUUCCGGACCCUAGCGACGGACCGCAAGUUCUUGGAUGUGGUCGAGGAGGAUAGUUUGAUCCGCGUCCUGUGCGCGUUUGCCUGGAGCACCCAAGCAACGUCGGUUCAAGAUACGGAUGUGUCGUUCACAUAUGUACAGGGCAUGAAUGUGCUGGCCGCUCCAUUCCUGUACACGAUGACGGAGAUGGAGGCUUUUUACUCCUACUCCAACUUUAUCAAGAACUGCUGUCCGCUAUAUGUCCAACCAACACUUCAAGGCGUCCACUGCGGCAUCAAGCUGCUGGAAGAGUGUCUCCGCAAAAUUGAUGUCCAGUUGUACGACUACCUCAAGUCCAAGCGACUUACGGCAGAGCUCUACGCCUUCCCUUCGGUGCUUACGAUCUGCGCAUGCACGCCUCCUCUGGAUCAAGUUAUGCAGCUCUGGGAUUUCCUGCUUGCCUGGGGCAUCCAUCUCAACAUCAUUUGCAUCAUUGCCCAGCUCCACUUGAUCCGUGACGAACUCAUGAGCCAUGCCAGUCCGAUGAAGCUGUUGAGAAUCUUCCCGGAUCUAAACGCGGGCAAGGUGAUCAGGGAGACGAUCCGGAUGGUCAAACUCUUGCCGGACGAGCUGUAUGACCUUCUGGUUCGUCACCCUUAUGAUCCUACCGUCGCCGAGAAAAUUUGA